Messenger RNA from Chlamydomonas reinhardtii, 6346 nucleotides. RefSeq lists its product as uncharacterized. The transcript is spliced from 13 exons. NCBI's taxonomy places the organism in Eukaryota, Viridiplantae, Chlorophyta, Chlorophyceae, Chlamydomonadales, Chlamydomonadaceae. Gene Ontology annotation, biological process: mitotic spindle organization; regulation of mitotic cell cycle. Gene Ontology annotation, cellular component: mitotic spindle. The coding region runs from base 294 to 5744 and encodes 1816 amino acids. Gene Ontology annotation, molecular function: protein binding. The record is from RefSeq and is a predicted model, not a curated record.
GUCAAGGUCCUCGUGACAUAACCACGCGGUUCUAGCAAGCGAUAACAAUGUUGCAGUCAGAUCCAGGCUGUCCAUCGUUUAGCUUAAUCGCAGUCUCGCCUAUUGCACGGGUGACUACUUUAUAUCACAUUAUUUUAUACACUGUACUUGAAAUACUUACUUGACUUGACUUAAACUCUUUACUCGCUUGCACUAGCGCAGUGCUAAGGGCUUGACUGCCUGCAGCUCCCCAGCGGCAAACCUAGAUGGACUGUUGUCGCGCCUAAGCUAACAAUCUUCUUACCAAGCUCGUUAUGGAGGUGAACCACACAAAGGCUGGAGCGGUGCGGCGCGGAGCGGCCCCCGCAGCAGUGCAGCAGCCGGUUGCGACCGCAGCGCCCACAACCAGCGUGGAGUCCCUCAGCUUGGAGCGCGUCUACGGUGUGGGAUCCUGUGCGCCGCAACCUUCCACCGCCGUGAACGGCACUGCUGCUGGUAGUCCGCUCUCCGCCACCGCUGCACUCGCGCACCACCCCAUCGUGCCGGGCUUGCUUGCCUACAGCGCCGGCGCCAACGUUGUGCUGUACGACUGCCAUGCUAAGCAGCAGACGUCGUUUUUCUCCUCGAAGCCCACGAGCGGUGGCAGUAGCCGGCGCGGCCUGGCCGCGGGCGCAGCUACUGCUGGUGCGGCGGCAGGCGGCCGGCCCUUCGCCUGCCUCGCAUUCUCCCGGGAUGGCGUGUACCUUGCGGCGGGCGAGCGCGGCGGCAACAGCCCGGAGCUGGUGGUGUGGGAGGUCAGCUCGGGCCGCUGCCUGACGGCGCUGCGCGGCCACCGGCACGGCGUGGGCAGCGUGGAGUUCAGCACCGACGGCCGGCUGCUGCUGUCCAGUGGCGAGGGCUACGAUAGCCAGCUGUGCGUGUGGGACUGGAAGGCGGGCGUGCUGCUGGCCAAGCAGCACACGCAGGCCGAGUUGCUGCAGGCGUCCUUCGUCAGCGAGGAGCCGGCGGGUGGCGGCAGCGGCGGCGGCGCCACCAUCACCACUGUGGGCAAGGCGGGGCACUUCAAGCUGUGGACGCUGGCGCUGCCGGCGGGCCGCGCCGUGACGGCGGCGACGCUGACGCCGCGGCCAGUCAACCUGAAGGAGUACCGCGGCAGCACCUGCGUGGCGGUGCGACCGUCGGCGGCGGCGCCCGGGGCAGUGGCGGCGGCGGGGGCCGGGCCGGUGUAUGUGCUGACGCAGCCGGGCGCGCUGCUUACGCUGCGGCCCUCCACGCGGACCAUUGAGAAGUCCGUGAGCCUGCAGGUUCCGGCCGCCUUCGCGCUGGCGGUGUCGGCGUCGUUGGUGGCGUGCGCCUCCAGCGCGGGCGUGGUCCGCCUGUUCGCGGCGCGCACCCUGGCCUUCAAGGGCAACCUGCCCCGACCCACAUCGCGAACAGCCGGCACCGCGGCCGCGGCCGCGGCCUGCGGCGCCGCCGGCGCCGCCGGCGCCGGCCCCGCCACCUCCGCCUCCGCGGGGGCGCUGUUCCCAGACGCUGUGUCGCUCAGCUUCGACGCGACGGGCGAGCGGCUGACGGUGCUGUACUCGGACCGCAGCGUGGUGGUGUGGGACGUGCGCAACCCGGGAAAGGUGGUGCGGCACCGCAGCGUGCUAUCGCACGCCGGCAUCGUGUGGGGCGCGGCGCUGGUGCCGUCCUGGCAGGCGGCGCUGUUGGGGCAGCAGGCCGCGCCGGGGGCUAUUGGGUUUGCCCCCAUGCCGGGGCCGCACGCCGGCGGAGCCGGCGCGGGGGCGGGCGCAUGCGCGGGCGAGGGGGCGGGGGCGAGUCCGUCGUCGGUUUUGGUAACGUGCGGCACGGACGGCAGCGUGCGGUUGUGGAACGUGUGCCUGGACAACAGCGCCUCCACGGCCGGGCCGCUGGGGCUGCCGGCGGAGCUGGCGGGCGCGGCCAAGAUUACACGCACGCUGCGAGCCAUCAUUUACGCCACGCCGCCUGACGCUGCGCCGCCGGCCCACCCCGGCCGCCGCGGAGGCGCCGCGCUCGACGCGCCGCUGCCUGGCCCGGGCGUCGCACCGUCGCCGGCCUCGCCGCCGCCCGUGUCGCUGCGCUGCGUGCGCGUGAGCCCCUGCGGGCGCCACCUGGCCGUGGGCGACUCCCGCGGCAACCUGCGCGUGUACAGCCUGGCCUCCCUGGAGCUGCUGCUGCUCAAGGAGGCGCACGAGAGCGAGGUGCUCACACUCGACUACUCGCCGCCCUCGCUGGACGGCACCUGCUACCUGGCGUCCGGCAGCCGCGACUGCCUGAUCCACGUCUUCGACAUGGCGCGGGGCUAUGAGCUGGUGGGCACCUGCGACGCGCACGGCGGCGCGGUGACGGCGGCGCGCUUCGCGGCGGGGCCGGGCGGCCGGCUGGCGCUCAUGUCCUGCUCGGCGGACAAAAGCGUGGUGUUCAGGCACGUGCAGCUGGACGCCACGGGCGUGUCGUUCGCGCCCUACCGCACCGAGCGCCUGUCGCGCGGCGUGCUGUACGACAUGGCGGUGGACCCCGCCGGCGGCCGCGCGGUGGUGGUGGGGCAGGACGGCCAGCUGCGGCUGUUUGACGUGGCCACCGGCCGGGCCAUCCGCAACUUUAGCGGCGACCCCAACUGCGGCGAGGCGGUGUCGGUGGCGCUGGACCCCAGCGGCCGCCUGGCGGUGUGCGGCUGCGCCGACGGCGCCGUGGCGCUGUACGACCUGGAGGCGGGGCAGCUGGCGGGCCGCGGCGCGCCGGCGCACGGCGACGUGUGCACCGCCGCGGUGCUGCUGGAGGACUACCGCGGCCUGGUCACGGUCGGUGGUGACGGUUGUGCGCUGCUAUGGCGGCUGACGCCCAAGCUGGCGCAGCGCAUGCAGGCGGCGGCGGUGCACUGCCAGAAACAGCUGGAGCAGCAGGCGGCGCAGCAGGCAGCGAUGGUCCGCAAGCAGCAGCAGCAGGCACUGCAGGCAGCGGCGGAGCCCGGGGUCGUGCAUGCCACGCCGGCCGCGGCACCCCGGCGCCGAGCUUGGGGCAUGGGCGAUGCUGCGGGCGCUGCGGGCGCUGGCGGCGAGGCCCAUGGCGCCGGCGGCGGCGGCGGCGGCGAGCCGCGGCAGGUGCACGUGGACGUGUCCGCCACCAUCCUGCGCGUGCGCGAGGGCAAGCCGCUGCUGUCCGUGGACCGCCUGCCGCGCUGGGCGCAGCAGGCCUUCCGGCAGGAUGGAGCGGUGGAGGAGGAUGGCCCCGCGACCGCUAGGGCGGCUGGCGCCGCCGGUGCUGCGCCUGCCGGCGCAGCCGCGCCGGCGGCGAUGCCGGCCGGGAAGUGGGCACUGCGCAUGGCGCCGCCGGCGGCGGAGCCGCCGCCGCAGCUGGCGCAGGCGGCGACGAGCUCUGCGGCAGCGCUGGCAGCGGGCCUUGCGGGGCGCACGUGGGCGGCGGAGGUGGAGGAGGACGACGAGAUGAUGUGCUGCGACCCACUGGACGAGGAGGACGCGGGGCUGCUGCUGGGGGUGGGGCAGGAGGAGCAGGAGGCGGCGCCCGCGCCGGCCGCGGCGGAGGCCGAGGCGCUGGAGGAGGCGCAGGCAUCCGCCUCGCCAAGCCGGGCCAGCUCGCCGCGGGAGGAGUUGCCGGAGGAGCCGGAGUCCGCCUGCGCGUCCAACAACCCCGGCGGUGGCGGCGCGGCGGCUGCGGCGGCGGCGGGAGAGAAUGCCGGUGACGGCGUCCGCCGCGACCUCUUCAGGGAGCACUUUGACAGCCUGGGUAUGGAUCAGGCCUCGGCCACCAAGCAGGACCCGCGCCGCCAGUCGCUGUCCUUCAUGUACCGCCAGGCCCGCGCCACCACCGCCGCCGUCGCCGCCGCUCCCGUGCCGGCUCCGGCUGCCCCCAGUGCAGCGCCCGCGCCCCGCGCGCCUGCUCCUGCUGCCCCGGCCCCGGCCGCGGCACCAGCUGCUGCGGCUGCGGCCGAAGCCAAAGCCGGCGGUGACGGCGGCGCCUCCACGCCCUACCUGGCGCGCGUGCCGCUGCCAGCCGCCAUCACCACCACGCGCGGCAACACGGCGGCCCUGGCGGGCGGGCCCGCGGGCGGGGUGGAGGAGGCGGACGGCGGCAUCACCAGUGCGGCCUGGACGCCGGAGCGGGCCAUGCUGCCGCUGACCAGCCCCGUGCUGGCCAAGACAGACAAGCAGCUGGCGGAGCUGGAGCUGCUGCGGCAGCGGGUGCUGGCCAGCGCACUGCGCAGCAGGCCCAAACAGCCCGCCACCGCGGCGACGACAACCGGCACCGCCGCCGCCGUGACGCCCGCGUCGGCGACCGCAGCGCCGGAGGCAGCGCCGCCACCGGCUGCCAACGCCGCGCCCGCUGUGCCGGCGCAGCCGGCGCCUUUGCCCCGGUCGCCGGAGGGCGGCAUGUCCAGUGCGAUCACCUUUGCCCAGCCGCCGCCGCCCCUGACAGCAGGGCAACCCGCCGCCGCCGCCGUGUCGCAGCCCGCCACCGCGCCGGCCCUCGCUCCGCGCACGGCGCCGGAGCUGCAGCCGACCACGCCCGGCUUCUCGUCCCUCACCGCCGCCACACCCAUGCUUGCUGCGGCCGCGGCCGCCGCCGCGCUGCAGGCCCCCGUGCAGGUAGGUGCCCAGACGGCGCAGCCGCCGCCCGCGACACCCAUGCCCUCUCGCAGCGACGCCGGUGGCGGCGGCGACGGCGCCGCGGCCAACAUGCACAUGUACGGCAAUCCCAUGUUCGGCAUGACGCCCGGGACACCGGUCGCCGGGCUGGCCGUCGCGCACACGACCGGCACCGCCGAAGCGGUGGCAGUGGCGGCCCCGGCCCCCGUGCCAGUGGCGGCUCCGGCUGAGGCGCCCGCGGCCUCGGGAGCGGCUGCGCCGCCCGCCGCGACCACCACGGCACCCGGGUCGGCGGGCGGCAGCUCGCAGCGGCGUGUGCCCCGAGUAGCGCUGCCCGCCAUCAAGUCUAAGGCGGCCAGCAGCAGCCCCUCGCGCGCCGCCACGCCGGGUGAGGCGGAGGUGGAGGCGGCGCUGGGGGCGGCGGAGGGCGACGCAACCGUGGCGGUUGUGGUGGCUGGGGUGGGCGUUGCGGCUACUGCGGCGGCUCAGGCGGAGGCGUUGCAAAGCCAGGCGCAGCUGCAACCACAGACGGGGGCUGAGACGUCGCCGGAGGCAGGCGUUCCGGCGGAGUUCACAGACGCGCUGUCGGCGAUGCAGGCGGCGCUGGCUGGCUUCACCGCCGCCUUCCGCCGCCUCCAGUUGGCCACCGGCGCCGCCUCGGUCGGGCCAGCCGGCACUGCCGCCGCCGCACAGUUCCACGCCGCGUCGCGCGCCGCCGCGGCAGAGCUGUCCGCUCUCCACCUCACCCCGCAUGCGGUGUCGGCGCCCGCUGCUACCACACAGCCGCACCCGCAGAUCCAGCCACAGCAGCCGGCGGCCACUCUACCGGCGGUGGAGGAGUGCAGCUCGCCGCGCCUGCCUCAGCAGCAGCCGCACGCGCCCGCGGCGCCAGCCUCUUCCGCCUCCGUGUCGGCCUCUGCCAUGGCCGUGGGCAGCAGCCAGGUGGCUGUGGAGGUGGGCAGUCUGGUGGAGAGCCUGGUGGAGGAGAAGCUGCAGGCGCGCAUGCGGGAGGAGCUGGCGCGCGUGGAGCAGCUGGUCACGGCGCGGCUGAUGGCAGCCAUGCAGUCGCAGCAGGGGCUGCAGGGGCUGCAGGGGCAGGCGGCGGUGGCGGCGGGGGUGCAGGCAGCGGCGCGGUAGGAGGGAGUGCGGGUGUAUUGGUAGCGGCGGUGGUACUGAGCUGAUGGUGGUGGUAAUGGUGCAGAGGUGUGGGUGUGUAGGCCUCCGGUUCGGUGUUUAAGCGUUGGUUUGAUGAGAGGGAGCAUUGGCUUGCUGUGAAAUGUGGGAUGUGGAUACCGUACUGUGUGUCCGGGUGUGGGUGCCAAUGCACGCGGACUGAGACCGGUUGCUGAGUGGUGCAUCAACGCUGCGUGGAUAAGAGCUGCAUCUUGACAUUGCUGGGAAAUGGCAGCCUGGUGCUUUGACGCUCGCACAGGUGAAAGGUGAAGCAGUACAUGUCCUGACGGCACAAAGAUAAGGCGCCCCACUCGCACCGAAGGGGCGGGCUGGGUAAGCCUCAGAGCCAAACUGCAAAUGUACCCGAUCACAAUCAGUCUCUACCGUACCGCAUGCUGCAGGGAUGGCUGGCCGCACGAACAGACUGAGCCCGUGCUUGUCCCGGCCCCAAGGCCAUUGCCAGCUCCCUAGGUCUUGAUAAGUCCUCCAUCUCUACGAGAAGCACCAAUACAUGGCGUGUUUGUUACAACCCGAACUUGGCGAAGGAGGGCCCCGACGCUUGGGUA